Messenger RNA from Chironomus riparius, 3153 nucleotides. Lineage: Eukaryota; Metazoa; Arthropoda; Insecta; Diptera; Chironomidae. The record is from the annotation of a GenBank genome assembly.
AUGUUUCGAAUUUUCUUUAGAUUGAGUCCCUUAAUUUAUGUUUACGUUCAGCUUUGUGAUAGUCAAAUCAAUGUUAAUUCUAAAGAGUUACUCCCAGUUCAAUCUAUAGUUGAAGCUACACAAUGUGAAAAGAUGGUGAACUUUCUUAACAAUGUGUUUAGACAUAACAAUGUGUUUCGUUAUAAAACCGUAAAUAUAGCUAUUGCUGAUUAUUCUAAACAACUCGACACAAGUUGUUUGACAAGAAAGCUCCAAGAACAGGAUGACAGAAUAGUGAUUGACAGAUUCACAAGAAUCAAGUUUAGAUAUCAAACAUUAGAUCCUGAUUACUUUAUUCUGAUUGAGGAUUAUACUGAUAAUGCGGGGCUAGUCAACAAGCCAAGAAUAAAAGGAUUUAAUAUUAAAUCAUUCACAAAGUUCAUCUUUAUUACAAACUUUAUGAGCGAUGAAAAUUAUGAAAAACGUCAGAAGAAUCGCAACUUCUUGUAUGUAGUUAAAACAUUCGACGGUCGAGCAUACAUAGCUGCAUUAAUAUUAAAUGUAAUAAAUAAUAAUUUAGAGGAAUAUAAACUAUUUAAAACAAUAUCCGAAGUAGAUAUAACAAACGCUGACUAUAAUUUAGAUAUUGAAUUAGUUCAUAGAACAUUAAACAUCCUUUACUAUGACACUCCACCUUACUCAUAUCGUAGUAAUGACAGUAAUAUUAUAGGUGUUGAAGGAAAUUUUAUUGAUGAAUUUUGUAGUCGUUACAAUUUUAGUUAUAAAUUAAGUAACAAGCAAUCAGAUGACAUGAAUAUACUAAGCAUGUUUGAUAUCAGCUUGUCAAGACGACAUGGUUCCAGUUCCUCCUUUAAUAGCUAUGUAAAUAUAGAAUUUUUAGACAAAGGAACAUCGCAAUGUUUCCUGGUUCCUCGCAAUAUCCCUGUAUUUUCCCAUCUUGUUCCAAAUCCUUUUGAUAAGUUUGUAAAUUUUUUAUUUCUUACGUCUAUUUUAAUGACUGUUCUAAUAUGGAAAGGAAUUCGAAUCCUACAAAAGGAAAACAUGAAAUUCUUCAAACUUGCAAUAAUGCUUUCGAAACUUAUGGUUGGUUAUCCAGUUAAUGAUCGAGAACUCUACAAAUGGUCACUAAAGGAAAAGUUUCUUUUAAUUCCAUUCAUUAUGAUUUGUUUCAUUCUUAUGGACAUUUUCAAGUCAUUCGUUAUUUCCACAUCAAUUGUUGAGCAGCCAAUGAGAUCAAUUCAGUCAUUAGAGGAAUUGAGUUCAUCAGACACAAAACUAUACGAGUAUUAUAAGGAAGUUGAUUUAUUUCCACAUAAUAAAGUUCUUAAUCAGAUUCCAAUCGUGUCAGCAUCAUCAGCACUUUCAAUAUUACCAGAACAUGUUGACAGAGAUCUAGCAUAUGUCGUGCGAUGUAAAUUUGCUGAAGUAUUUAUUGACUCAGAAAAUAAUUUUGAUGGUAAUCAACAAUUAUUUGAUGUUUUUGAUAAAAAUAUUGAAAAAACUAAUGGAAACUAUCUCAUCCAUGAAGGUGUGCCUUAUAAAAACGUAUUCUUUAAAUUUAUUGAUUCCUUAAUUGAGUCUGGAAUUUUAAAUCAUUGGAUUACUAUAACAGUCAAAAAAUCAUUCCCUAAACAUGUAGAACGCGAUAAGCAAUUUCGUGUCGCUUUAGAAGCUUUGUAUCUCCCACUCAUUAUUCUUGGUGUAGGAAUAAUUGACAAGCAAUCGAAAAAAGUUAUGGCAUCAAAAUUCAGACUUAAAAAGUCAACAAAAUUAAUUUUCAUCACACAAUUCAAGCAAAUGGAUAAAUACAUAAAGUCUCAAAAACAGCAAAAUCUCCGACAAGUUUACAGCAUUUAUAGCAAUUCAGCAAUAGUUAAUGCAUUAUUAAUAGAUGUUUUUGAGAACGGAAUUAAAUUUAUUAAAUAUUCAUCAACUUUUACAAAAUUCAUCUUUAAGGAAGCAAACUAUAGUUUAAAAAGUGAGCUUAUUGAUAGUGUCUUCAAGGUAGUUUAUUAUGAUACACAUCCUUAUUCAUAUCGAAGUAAUGACAAUAGAAUUAUUGGUGUUGAAGGAAAUGUUUUAAACAACUUUUGUAUCCGUAAUAAUCUUACAUAUAGAAUCACUAAUGACGCAUUUGCUCCUUUCAAUCAACAAAGUUUUUUUGAAAUUUCUUUAAACCGAAGAUUUUCUUAUAUUAACGAUUAUUUCUUUGAUUACAUUCACAUUAAUGAUUUUGGUGCAUCUCAAUGUCUUCUAGUUCCUCGAAACAUUCCAACAUAUUCACACAUAAUCUCAAUUCCUUAUGACAAAUAUGUUCUCUUAAUUUUAAGCAUUUCUUUUUUAAUAAUCGGAAUUUUAUGGAAAUCAUUUCGGAUUGUACAUAAACAAAAUACUGGUAUCUUGUGCCUUACUGUGUCACUAUUCAAAAUUAUGAUUGGAUAUUCAAUUGACGAUCGAGAAAUCAAUAAAUGGUCAUUUGGAGAAAGAUUGCUAUUAAUUCCAUUUCUUAUUAUUUGUUUCAUUUUAAUGGAUAUUUUCAAGUCAUUCAUUAUAUCCACAUCUAUAAUUGAGCAGCCAAUGAGAUCAAUUACAUCUAUUGAAGAAUUAAUAUCUUCAAAUACUAUGAUUUAUGAAUACUAUAAAGAAAUUCCUUUAUUCCCCGAAAAUAAAGUACUUAAUCAUGUUCCAAUGCUAGUUGGAUCAUCUGCACUUUCAAAAUUGCCAGAACAUGUAAAUCAUGACCUUGCUUAUGCUGUUCGAUGCAAAUUUGCUGAAGAAUUUGUAACUUCUGAUAAGAAUUUUCAUAAAAAUCGUCAGAUUUUCGAUGUUUUUGAUGGAUAUGUUGACAAAUCAUAUUCUUCAUAUCUCAUUCAUGAAAAUUAUCCGCUUAAGCAUGAAUUCAAGUCAUUUAUGAAUUCUCUACAAGAGUCAGGAAUUCUAGACUAUUGGACUAAGUUAACAACUCGAGAAACUUUUCCAAAACAACAUUUUAGAAAUGAACAGAAAAAUGUAAUCAUUUUAGAAGCUUUAUAUUUGCCUUUGUUGAUUCUCUGCACUGGAAUAAUUUUGGCGAUUAUAAUUUUUGUGAUGGAAAUUUCUUUUGAUAAGUUCAGAAAUUGGAAGUUAAGUCGAGUUAUUGAUUUACAAAAGUAA